UAUUAUAACGUCCAAUAGAAUGGAAUUGAUCCAGUGGAUCAAUUCCAGUGGAACGUUCCAGUCCAUGUGCCAACACUGGUUGCAGGCUCUUUUAGCUAAUAUAACAGAAACACCUACUCCUUCACCUGAACAAACUUUUAAAUGA
Messenger RNA from Funneliformis caledonium, 145 nucleotides. The record is from the annotation of a GenBank genome assembly. Lineage: Eukaryota; Fungi; Glomeromycota; Glomeromycetes; Glomerales; Glomeraceae.